GAAAAACAAAUGCACAAAAAAAAAAAUAAAAAAAAAUCACCAAAAUCACAAUCAACCAAAACCAUUCCAACUCCUCCAUUCAUCUCAUUUCUGUAAAAAACCCCAUAUUCUUUUAUUCAAUUAUUAUUUAUAUCAUCAAGAACAGAAGAAACUAUUAUUAUUAUUAUUAUUUAUAGGUUUAAAUUUUUAUUAGGAAUAAUAUAAAUAUAUGAAACACAUUCAGUUGUUGGGUUCAUAAAUCUAAAGCUAAACCCACUUCACUCCUAACUCACAUGAGCGGUGAGGAUCGCUCCGAAAUGUCCGAGGACGAGGAGCGACCGUCCCCCUCAGAUCUCGCCGGAGCUUCCCUCAAAUCCCGGAGCUGCACCGCCAACAACCAACUCAACUCCGGCUCACCCAUCGUCGGCGAUUUGGGCUGCUGUUAUAUCCCACCAAACCCAGAUCAAGUGCUCGAAAAUGUGCUCGAAAACGUGCUCUGCUUCUUGACCUCCCGGCGGGAUCGCAACGCCGCGUCUCUGGUCUGCAAGUCCUGGUACCGUGUGGAGGCGCUCACCAGAUCCGACCUCUUCAUUGGCAACUGCUACUCCGUGUCUCCCCGCCGGGUCAUUAACCGGUUCAAGCGGGUCAACUCCGUGGCCAUUAAAGGCCGGCCCAGGUUCGCUGAUUUCAACCUUCUUCCCCAGGAUUGGGGGGCCCACUUCAAGCCAUGGGUAAACUCCAUGGCUGAAGCUUACAGGGGUCUGGAGAGAGUGUACCUCAAGCGUAUGUCCCUCACCGAUGAUGAUCUGGCUGUCUUAGCUCGCUCCUUCCCCAAUUUUCAGGAGCUGGUUUUGGUUUGUUGUGAUGGAUUUGGAAACGCUGGACUUUCUGUUGUUGCCAGUGAGUGCAGGAGAUUAAGAGUGCUUGAACUGAUUGAAUCCGAGGUUACUUUUCAAGAAGGCACAGACUGGGUUUCUUGUUUCCCUGAGGAUUUCACCUGUCUUGAGUCAUUGAUUUUUGAUUGUGUGGAAUUCCCUGUUAAUUUUGAGGCAUUGGAGCGUCUGGUUGUCAGGUCCCCAGCAUUGAAGAAACUUAGAUUGAAUCGAUUUGUAUCAAUUGGGCAGCUGUAUCGGUUAAUGGUUCGAGCUCCACAGCUCACCCACUUGGGGACAGGUUCAUUUAGCUUUUCAGAGGAUCUUCUUGUGGGUGAACAAGAACCAGACUACGAAUCUGCUUUUGCUGCCUGUAAAUCUCUAGUUUGUCUCUCUGGAUUCAGGGAAAUCAUUCUUGAGUAUCUGCCUGCAAUAGUUCCUGUUUGUGCUAAUCUUACCUCGCUGAAUCUUAGCUUUGCCAAUGUUUCUCCGGGUGAGCUGAGAUCAGUUAUCCGUCAUUGUCAUAGACUCCAAACUUUCUGGGUGCUUGAUUCAGUUCGUGACGAAGGACUUCAAGCAGUGGCGGCAAACUGUAAAGAUCUUCGUGAACUUCGUGUUUUCCCAGUUCAUGCUCGAGAGGAUGUUGAGGGACCUGUUUCUGAAGUCGGCCUCCAGGCAAUAUCUGAAGGUUGUAGAAAGCUGCAGUCGAUUCUAUAUUUUUGCCAGCGAAUGACGAAUGCAGCUGUCAUAGCCAUGUCGAGGAACUGUCCCGAUCUUGAGGUAUUCCGCCUCUGUAUCAUGGGACUGCAUAGACCCGACCACACCACUGGAGAGCCAAUGGAUGAAGGUUUUGGUGCCAUUGUCAAGAAUUGCGAGAAGCUCACUCGGCUUGCUGUAUCUGGUCUAUUAACUGACAAGGCAUUCAGCUACAUUGGAAAAUAUGGGAAAUUAGUAAGGACAUUGUCUGUAGCUUUUGCAGGGGAUAGCGAUAUGGGGUUAAAGUACGUGCUUGAGGGCUGUCCAAAGUUGCAGAAGCUUGAGAUCAGGGAUAGCCCUUUUGGAGAUUCAGCUUUACUUGCUGGUUUACAUCACUAUUACAAUAUGAGGUUUCUCUGGAUGUCAGCUUGUAGAGUAACUCGGGGAGGAUGUGCAAGAAUCGCCCAGCCAUUACCUCACCUAGUAGUGGAAGUUAUGGGUGGGGAUGACCAAGAACUGAAUGAAUCAAGUAAUUAUGUCGGGACAUUGUACAUGUACAGGUCUCUUGAUGGGCCAAGAACUGAUGCACCGGGGUAUGUGCAAAUCUUGUGAGAAAAUUGGAACAAGACAGAUUUCAUACAGAUAUUAAAGUUUGACAUUGAGCAAUCACGAAUCUUGGUUAUGGAAUCUUUGUUGUGCUGUGGGUAGCUUUACUUUAAUGACCCGCGAGACACGGUCCUCACCUUGAUGAGUAUGAUGGUGCAUGCCUUUCCACAGAAUUGAUCUGUUGAAAUGGCUUGCAAUACAGUUAUUCUCGGUGGUCGAUGGAAUUUGGAGCUAAUUCAAAACCUCCAAAACACCCUUGCAAGUAAAAGGAUUGUCCCAUGUUGUAUUGGUACGCUUUUUUUUUACAUUUUCUGUUUCUUACCAUUGCAUAGAAGCAUUCGAAGGUUGUGGAAGGAGGGUUGUUCAGCAGUGCCAACACCGGUGCCUUGUACCACCAUUGUUGGAUCAAAUUGUUUCUUCCACAAAUUGCAGGAGGGGGUACAAUGUGAAUUUUGAAGUGGCUGGCUGCUAUUUGGGUAAAAGGAUCAAAUUGAUGAUACAUUGUUGAGAAUAGGGUUUCAGACUUCAGCAGACUUAUUUUUUUUUUUUAGAGAUCUUAGUUUCGAGAUUCUAAGGUUUAGCUGCUGAUAAAUCUAGUGGCCAGAAAUUAUACAUCAAUCAAUCUCUCCAUCUAAAAUCUUUAGAAAUGUUAUUGUUUUUCUUUCUCCUUUGAGAUACCACAUGUUGUUCUCAGCACCUGACUGUUGAAUUUAUUAUUAUCAUUGGUAGGAAAACAUAUUGAGAUGAGUAAUAAAUGCCAAAUAUGCAUGGACCAGAUGCCAGUGUGAGUGUGUCUUUCCUUUUUCCUUGAAUGUGGAAUGAUCAAGCUUGAUUGACAGUGAAGGCCCUCCAUUAAAUUAUGUGUAUGGAAAGCAUUUGUACAAGUACAAAUUUUGAGGACCACUCUGUGGGUUCCAUGGCACCAGACAAGAGGAUGGAUGGAUAGAGAUUUACCCUGAUUUCUGCCAUCCAUUGGAUUGGACGGACCUGAUUCUCUCUCCCCCAGUCUGACUAUCUUUUCUUUUUCCUCCACAUGCAUACAUUAUAGAGCUGCCUGCCUUUGGUGUUGUGAAAUGGUAACAAUCAGUUUCUGCAAGUUUCAUCAUUAUCUGUUGACUUAUGGGAGUCUUGUGUAUUGGAUAGAGUAGUCUCCAGCCUGAUCUAUUUAUCUGAAAAUGCUGUAUAGUAUAUUGCAUUCUUGAUUUCUGCAGAGAAUGAUUUUCUCUAUGGGUGGAAGCAGGACCCCAUCUCAUUCUCAGUUGCUAGUCGCAGCCCUGAUAAAUGUGAAAAUUUGCCUACUUCCUCUUGUGUUCUUCUUGAAAAUUGACCAUACUCUUGCAGAAUAUGUAUGGUUAAAAAAAAAAAUGGCCAAAACUGGGAGUGGAAUCUGAGAGUAUAAGCACAUUUUGAUGAGUAAUGGGAAGCAAGCUUGCCUUUUUCUGUAUCAUCGAACCAUUUCUUAUGUUAUAAGUGGAUCAAAUACCACCGUACACUUGUUUCAAUCUUUUUCGUUUUCCCCUAGUGGUUAUGAAGUUUGAAACCAGCAUUAUCAUGUGUUUAGGUCAGAGGAGGCCAUGUACCCAUUUUUGAACCCAAGGUUGAAUUCGCGACGGCUAUAGACUACUUGACUAGUUUUUACAGGCACAAUCGUCAUGUCAACUGCUUAAUGUUCGAAUAUACGACUGCCAAAUCAAAUGUAUUGUUCUAAAGCG
Molecule: messenger RNA, 3865 nt
Organism: Oldenlandia corymbosa var. corymbosa
Lineage: Eukaryota; Viridiplantae; Streptophyta; Magnoliopsida; Gentianales; Rubiaceae
Source: the annotation of a GenBank genome assembly